GAAUACAAAGCAGAUAUUAUCAAGCCGAGACGAAUCACAGCCGAUAUCAAACGGGAAGGUCCUCAUUCUUUUUCAUCGUUUAGUGUUACUUUAUAACAUCCGGUUUGAGUGGGCUGUACUAGCUUGUGACCAUUGGAUGAUUGGUAGGGGCAUUGGACUUGUUUUCGUUUUCAGUUAUUCUACUCUACGUGGAGAUGUCAGCAGAUAAACUAUUCAAACAAAUAGAUGACAAUCAAGAGAAAUAUGUGAAGAGGUUAGCUGAUACAGUUGCUAUCAAAAGUGUGUCAGCAUGGCCGGAGACACGCCCAGAUAUCACCACAAUGAUAGAGUGGACCAAAGUCGGAUUCGAGAAGCUGGGAGCCAAAACUGAGUUGGCGGAUAUAGGGGAGCAGGUUUUACCAGAUGGAUCCAAGCUUCCUUUGCCCCCAAUUCUGAUGGGAACGCUCGGAAAUGACCCCAAGAAGAAGACACUUCUGGUUUACGGUCAUCUGGAUGUACAACCAGCAAAACAGGAGGAUGGUUGGGAUACAGAUCCAUUUGUCCUGACGGAGAAGGACGGCAAAUUGUACGGCAGAGGAAGUACCGACGACAAGGGACCAGUGUUGGCUUGGUUGAACUGUAUUGAGGCCAUGCAGGAAAUUGGAAUGGAUAUUCCCAUUAAUCUCAAGUUUCUAUUUGAGGGAAUGGAAGAAUCCGGAUCGGAAGGUCUGGAUGAACUUGUCUUCUCCAAGAAAGACACCUUCCUAAAGGAUGUAGACUUUGUGUGCAUCUCAGACAACUACUGGCUCGGCAAGAAAAAGCCAUGUUUGACCUAUGGUCUCAGAGGGAUCUGCUAUUUCUUCCUGGAGAUUGAAUGCUCCACCAAGGACCUACACUCCGGUGUGUUUGGGGGCACUGUACAUGAAGGAAUGGCUGACCUUAUUGCACUCCUGGACACUCUGGUCGACAACAAAGGACGUAUCCUGAUCCCUGGGAUUAAUGACUCUGUGGCCAAACUGACAGACGAGGAAAAGAAGCUGUAUGAACCCAUCGACUUUGAUCCAGAGGAGUAUAAAAAAGAUGUUGGAGUGACAGCCUUAAUCCACGAUAAGAAGGAUGACAUAUUGAUGCAUCGUUGGAGGUACCCCUCUCUCUCCAUCCAUGGAAUUGAGGGAGCUUUCAGCGAAUCCGGAGCUAAGACAGUCAUUCCUAGGAAGGUGAUCGGAAAGUUCUCCGUCCGGCUUGUUCCAGAUCAGCAUCCGGACGAGAUAGAGAAACUCGUCAAAGAACACAUACAGCAGAAGUUCAAAGAAAGGAAUAGUCCCAACAAAAUUAAAGUCUCAAUGGGUCAUGGAGGAAAGCCUUGGGUCAGUGACUUCAAUGAUCCAAACUACAUAGCCGGCAGAAAGGCGAUGAAAACAGUUUUUGGGGUGGAACCGGAUUUAACCAGAGAGGGAGGAAGUAUUCCAGUGACCUUGACCUUUCAGGAGGCGACUGGUAAGAACGUGAUGUUACUUCCGAUCGGAGCGUGUGAUGAUGGCGCUCACUCCCAGAACGAGAAGAUCGACAGGUCCAACUACAUUAACGGGACCAAGGUGUUGGGAGCCUAUAUGAUGGAGCUUGCCUCUCUCUAAACAGAAGAUGUCUUGCUGUGAUGAGCUGAGAAACAAACUUCUGUUGUGUGCCAUAAUCAUAAAACAUAUAUAAAUACCAUAGACUUGUGAUCAGAGUGUAACAGGAAACAAAUGUCCACCAAUGUAACAUUGAGACUCAUACAAUUUUGAUGAUUUAUUGUGAUAUUGUACAAAAAGAUAAAUAAACUCUGUGAUUUUUUUUUCAAUAAAGCAUUUUAGUAUGGUG
Messenger RNA from Magallana angulata, 1839 nucleotides. RefSeq names its product cytosolic non-specific dipeptidase-like. The transcript has 14 exons. Gene Ontology annotation, cellular component: cytosol. Gene Ontology annotation, biological process: proteolysis. The record is from RefSeq and is a predicted model, not a curated record. The coding region runs from base 195 to 1613 and encodes 472 amino acids. NCBI's taxonomy places the organism in Eukaryota, Metazoa, Mollusca, Bivalvia, Ostreida, Ostreidae. Gene Ontology annotation, molecular function: metallodipeptidase activity.